AACCUUGGUCGGCCAGUCGACUCGUGGAGUGAUAUAAUAGUUUAUCUCGGUGUACAGAAAUUAGAUCGCGCAACCCGUAAAGCGUGGGAGUUUAAUUUAGGUGACACUUCCGAGUAUCCGACUUAUCACGAAUUUGAUGCGUUUCUGGAAAAAAGAAUUCACGCGCUAGAAGCAAUGCCGUCUAUAAAACGCGAAAAACAACCCGAAUAUGACAGAACAAAAUUUAUUCGCUCCAAACCAGUUACAGCACUCGCUACAACAACAAAUCAAUUAUCAUGCGCGGUCUGUAAACAGCACCAUCUCAUUUACCAAUGCCCUAGUUUUUUAGCAAAAACUCCACAGGAGCGAUACACGAUUAUCCGAAAGCAAGAACGAUGCAUUAAUUGUUUUUCAUCGACACACUCGACUAUACAAUGCAAGAGCGCUCAUUGUUGCAAGGAGUGCCAAUCGAAACAUCAUACCCUGUUACAUUUUCGCAAUACCAAUGACGCCUCCAAUGUCGCACAAAGGACGAGUCCCGCCGCCUCCGAUCACGAAGUAACGAACGUUUUAAAUCUAGCCUCUAAUAAACCGAUCAAAACAAACAUUCUCCUUUCUACAGCUAGAGUUCGAGUGCGCUCACGGAAUGGCCGGUGCAUUGUUGUAAGAGCGCUACUCGAUCAAGGCUCAGCAGCGACACUCAUUACCGAGUCCUUAGCUCAACUACUCCGUCUUGAUAAAUCGACACAAUUUACCAAGAUUAGUGGCAUCGGAGAGACUCAGUCCUUUGCACGUUACGUCGCACCAAUCGUUCUCACACCGCUAGAGAGAUCCGAACCGGCAUAUACAGCGCACGCGAUCAUAAUUGACAAACUCACGAGCUUCUUCUGCAGGGGGUGAGGAAAGGCCC
Messenger RNA from Colletes gigas, 889 nucleotides. RefSeq lists its product as uncharacterized. The record is from RefSeq and is a predicted model, not a curated record. Bases 175 to 879 code for a protein of 234 amino acids. The transcript has 2 exons. Lineage: Eukaryota; Metazoa; Arthropoda; Insecta; Hymenoptera; Colletidae.